Molecule: messenger RNA, 1146 nt
Organism: Mytilus trossulus (common blue mussel)
Lineage: Eukaryota; Metazoa; Mollusca; Bivalvia; Mytilida; Mytilidae
Exons: 1
Coding region: 1-1146 (381 amino acids)
Source: RefSeq, a predicted model, not a curated record
AUGAUUGAAAAAAGUGUUCAGAAGACAAUUAAAUUGAACAAACUGUCUCAACCCGUCUGUGUAGAUGGGUUGACAGAUUUCAAAGACAUAAGUCCACCUGUGGAGGCGGCAGUCGGAGCUUCAAAUGACGACACUGUCACGGAAAACACACCUGACAACAGCACUUGUAUGGUCGAUAUUUCGGCCAUUGUACAAGAACAGGUACAAUUACUAAUACAAAACUUAUUCGAAAAGAGAUUGAUUGAUAUCAAUGCUAAUGUUCUUGAAGUUCAACCUCCCGGAAAGCCUAGUUCUGUAAUUUUGCAAAACCAAAGGCCACAUUUUGACAAGUUCAAAAGCUAUGACGAUCAGAUGUCUUUAAUGACAAAUGUUGAUCAAGAUCAAGUUUCUUAUCUUGAUCCAAGAGGAAAGAUUGAUGGGUCUGCAUCGACACGAUCUAUUCAAAUGUUUACAUGCACACCAGUGGAGGUGCCAGAAGGGGCACCUGGGGAUUCUGAUCCAAUUGAGUGGAUUUCUUUUAUUAAUAAAAUGGCAACGGUUCUAAAUAUAGAACCCGAAUCUUCUGAUACUCAGCAGGAACGUCCUUCUUUUGUUUCGGCAAGACUAAAUCCUGACAAGAAUGAUAAAAAAUCAGCAAUUAAAUUACCUUUGGAAGGAACAAUUACUGACAUGGUAAAAUCUGUAGAAAAGAAAGCUAUCUCUGGUCAUUUGAAAAACAGAGCUGUUCGUGGCAGGGAUGAUAAGGCUUUCAUGGUUAAGAAAGAUGCGUUUAAUGCUUUCUGUAGUCCUCCUAAGUUAGAUGACAAUAUUGAGGAAGGGCUACCUAUUGGUCAUAAAGGCAAUUCUUUUAAAUCUGGAGUUAAUAUUCCACCUUUUCACAGAGAAUUAGAUAAUGAUUUUCGUCGUAUGGACAAUUCUGCCAGGGCACUUUUUAGAGCAGUUUCAUAUGGUACUAUGAUUUCUGCCUUUUUGGAUGAGGCAACUUGUGAAGAUGACAGAAUUGAAGGACGUAAAGAAUUAAUUAAUUGUUUUAGAAGUAUGGCUGAUUUAUCAGGCAAAAUCAUGGCAAAUUCAGUAUUAAGUAGACGAACACUUUUUCUGAAAAAUGUUAACUUCAUUAGUAAGUCGACAGAAAAGAAGUUGUAA